AAUUAUAGCUUAACGAUGACUUCAAUUUAUUAACGAUUUUUAAUUUCAAUAGGUAGGUACCUAUCUAAUCUAACUUAAUGGGGAUAAUGUUAAGGUGGUGGAAAUUAAUUUACGCUUUUGUAUUAAUUUACUAAAGUUAAUUGAGUUUCUUUUGUUAUAAAAAUGUCAAGCAUAGGUACCUAGUUCCUAGGUAUUUCAUCAUAAUUUUUAAUAUUCAAAUGUAAAAUGACCUUUUUAAAUUGGUAGGUUAGCCGUUAGUCAUGUAGACGCGAGUCACUAUACGCCAAUCAGUAUUCAGUAUCUAGUCUGUGUUUGUGUGAGUGAACGUUGUACGCGUGACCUCGAAAAAGGAAGGACAAAAUAAUAUCUUGCCGUUCUAGAAGAGACUGUAAAAUGGAAGAACCUGCAACUAACAUAGAAGACUUGGAAGACGGAGAGAUUGAAAGUGAUGCUGAGGGUUCCAACGAAGUUCAAAAUGAAGUCAAAAAUGAAGAAGCAGUUUCGAGGGCUAGUGAUGAAAAUGUUAAUCAGGAUAACUCAGAGGUGCAAAAUUUUUACUUUUCAAAAUCAGGUAAGAAAAAGAAAUCUAAAUCAAAUAAAAACGAACAAAAGUUUAAAGAUAAAAAUAAAAAAAGUCGUAAAUAUGUUAAAUCAGAAGAAGAUUUCGCUAGUAGUGUUGAAAAAGCUAUAAGAAAGGCUAUGAACAAAACUGAUGCUAACGAAGCCCAAGAUGAGGAAGAUGUUGACGAGCGACGUAAACAUAAGAAAAGAAAGAAGUACGAUGGAAAGGAAGGUCAAAGUAAAAAACGUAAGAAGCAAGAUUUUUCAGAUGAAGUGGAUGAGAGUGAAAUGAUGUGCGUUAGGGGAGCCUCCCCAGUACAGAGACAGUCUCCUCAAGAAAUUUAUCAAGAUGAAGAUAGAGAAUCUUAUGAAUCGGACAGUAGCCAUGACUCCAGAGGCCAUUCAACUCAUCGACAACGACACAGACCACCUCAGCGUGAAAGAAAUAAAAAUAAAAAUGAUAGAAGACGAGGGACUCACCCGAAUCAAGACCCUGACGGUGUUUGCUUAUAUUUUAUGCAAGGAAAAUGUCAUAAAGGUGACGAUUGUAUUUAUUCUCAUGACGCUCAACCGCCACGAAAAAUGGAAUUGUGUAAGUUUUAUCUUAUGGAUUGUUGUGCGAAAAGAGAUAAGUGUCUAUACAUGCAUGCAGAUUUUCCUUGCAAAUAUUAUCAUACUGGACUUCCUUGCAUAUACAAAGAUGAAUGUAAAUUUGCGCACGGUAAACCUCUUAAUGAAGGUCUCAAAAAUAUUCUCUUAAAGCAUAUUGAAUCUGCGCCUAAGGAAAUUUUGGGUGAUUUUCCAAGACUAAAUAGGGAAGGAGCAAUGAAGAUGAUCCAAACUACACAACUUAAAUUAAUACAGCAGUUUUCAGAUAAUACAGAUGGUCAAGCGAGGAAUAUACCUUCACUUUUCGAUUUAAAUAUUUUAAAUCCGCAAAAUAAUUUUGAUUCAGGUCAAAAUAAUCAGUUUAAUAGUGAACGACCGAAUAAAGUUUCGCCAAAAGUACGUCAAUCACGAUGGCAGAAUGAUGAUCAAAGUUCAAACUUAUCUCCAAAUAGUAAUACAGGUACCAAUAACGUUUUAUGUAUUAAAAAUUUGAAUGGGGUUUUAACACCAAGGCAAAUUUCGGACCUUACUAAAAUGGGCAUUGAAAAUCUCGAUCAACUAGGUCAAUUGACUGUAUUGCAGCUAAACAGUAUUGGUAUAUCAUUAAAACAAAUAACUGAAAUUCAAUUAAAUACAAUGAGCAUUCAGAAAUUCGGCUUAAUAAAUAGUAUCGAGCAACAGGCUCCCUUUAUAGGAACCAACAUACCGAAAGACUUAGACCUACGUGUUCCGCCUGCAGCACCGACAUCUAAUAGUCAGACUAUACCAACUGAAUUGCCUGAGCAAGAUAUUGACAUGCGUUUUCUUCCAAACAUAACUACUGGCGUAAAAGAAGAUUCUUCUAGCAGUAAACCCAUAAAAAAGGAUACAAGUAGUAAAGAUAUGAUUGAUAUUGAUCAGUAUACUAAAGAUGCGCUAAAAUUUGCCACUAAAGAUAAGGAAAAUAUUGAUAAUUCGAAUGAAGCCGUAGAUAAGGAGAAAACUUUGAAUGAAGUGAAAGAUGUCGACCACCGAGUGCUUUCAUUCGUAGAAGCCGAUCCAACUUGUCAUCAACCUAUUACAGAAGAAAAUUUAUUACAUCCUGAAGGCGAUACUGACAUCCGUUUCCUGCAACCCGAACCCAUUUUUAAAAAUCCAGAAAAAAGAAACCGUCGUUCUACAACGGAUGACGACGAGGAUAAUAAUUUGUUGAUUGAUGAAAAAUGGUAUUCAAGCGAUGAAGAGAAAGGGAAUAAAAAGAAGUCCCCAUGUACUUCUCCACAAAAAUCAUUAAUGUCACCACCAGCACCUCAUGUCAUAGAACCAGCGGCCGUUUUGAGUAAACUCGGAGACCUUUCCAAAAUUGACAUCAGUGAAGAAGUCACAAAGUUGUUGAAUACGAUGAAAAACAAUUUACAGGAUAACAAAUUGAUUACCAGUGAACCAGCUGAGCAAAACGUUUCAAGAGAUCCUCGAUCCAGACGAUCUCCAGUUCGCACUACUGAAAAAGUUAUUAAAUCCCCCCCUAGAAAAAAACCUCUUCGAGUUUCAAUCUAUGAAUGUGUAGAUGGUGAACCUACUGACGGACGUAGAAGAAGUGAUGUAGAUUUACGGCAAACAGAUUAUAAAACUCCAAGCUUUGGUGAUACAGACUUGAGACAAAACACAAGUGGUGAUAUUGAUUUGCGUUUAGCUUUACCUUUUAAAGCAAUGUCUAAUUACACACCGGCGUCGGAGAUUAAUGGUUCUAUUAACAGUCACCCACCGAUUCCUUAUAAAUUAGUACCAGUUCAUAUUCCACGACCUGAUUAUACUGAUAUCAGAAACAGUACUGCAAAAUCUCAAGCCUUAACGGAUCCUAGGCUAAGAAAAGUCUUUAGGCUAUCAGUAGAAGAAUCCAAUAGUGAUAGUGAGAAACCUACUAAAAAUGUUAACACUGGUCCACGAAUAGAUCCCCGUAGAAAACCGAAAGAAAUCGUGGGUCAAAUUGAAAAUUCCCAUCUAGAACAGAAAUGCACUACGUUAGAGUUACAAACAAUUUUGCAAAAUUCUCUUUGGUACAAGGAAUUAAGCUCGACGCAUAAAAUUUUUGUUAACCAAAACUUAGCGCCCAUAACUCAAAUGAUAAAACAGUAUCAGCAAGAACAAAUGCCUGGUAAAAAAUUUGAUGUAACACCGAUCCAAAAUAAUACCGUAUUAUGUAGUAUUUUUAACAAUUUAGGUAUUACACUGGGAGAAAAUGGUGAGUUUUCAUAUAUACCAAAACCCAAAGAGGCUUUAUUAAAAACCCCAACAAAUUUCAAUCAAAAUACAAACCCGUUUUCCAGUAUGCCAGGACCUCCGAGCUCAAUGGAAGGUAACAUGAAUAUGAUGAACAUGCAAUCAAUGGGUGGGAUGAAUUCUAUGAAUCAUUUACACAAUUUCAAUCCGGGCUUACCUGAUCCAAGAGGCGGUCCUACUCCGGGACUUUUAGGUAUAGCACCGAACAUACCUCAUAAUUACAAUAACAACAAUAAAUUUGGAGGUCCUCCCAAUUUCGGAAAUAUGGGAUUUAACGGUCCUCAAGGUGAUUUCAAUUAUAUGGAAGGUGAUGCGAACUUUCAAAGAUUUCCUAGUAGAGGUGGACACCGCGGUCGUGGAAACGAUCGAUGGAAUCGCGGUGGUUCUGGAAGAGGUCACAGGGACCGAAAAAAUUUCAAUGAACGUGGCAAUUGGAAAAAUGAUAGACAUUAACUAUUGUAAAUAUAUAUAAAUUAGUGUACUACAUAAUACCCUUCCACAUAUUACAAAAUGUGAUCAAGGUGAUAAUUGUAUUAAUAAUAGACGUAUUAAGAUUUUUAUAAUUUAUUUUAUCCUGAUGGAGUAAGAUAUUCUGUACAAGGUCAUAAAUAUAGGUAGGCAAUAGUGUAUAUAUUUUUGAAAGUAAAUGGAUUAAUUAAUCAGGUAAUAAUUAUUAUAGUUUCUGAUAAGGUUAAUCAUAUAAAUUAAUUAGAUUUUUAAUAGAAGAAACAAAUGAAUUGUUAAGUUCAUUUUAAAAAGUACUCAUUAUACGAGCCAAAUGUUUUAAGACUGAGUGCAGGUUUAUAAUCAAGUUUUUAUGUUUAUAAUAAUUUUAAUUAUAUUUUAUGAUGAUCAAACUAUCAUGAACUUGGUGAUAAUCAUCUUGCAUACAUAAAAUACAUUUUGAGGUAUAGUUCCGUCUUAUAAAAAGGAUAGCAAUAAGUUGUAGGAUUGCAAUUAACUUAAUUUAGAGAAAUCAAGCUAAGGUGUCCUAAUCGAAAGCAAUAUGAUCCGUAACAUUAAUUUUAAAACGUUUUUGUAGAUAUAGAAACACUUGGCUUCCGGUCUUUUUGAAAAUAUGUAAUGUAAAAGUUGUAUAAAGAUUAAAGCCUACUCAACGGCUUAAACUUAAAAUAAAUAUAUCUUUAAUACAUUAA
This is a messenger RNA of Maniola jurtina (meadow brown), 4586 nucleotides long. It is a transcript of the gene su(sable), whose product is annotated as protein suppressor of sable. Lineage: Eukaryota; Metazoa; Arthropoda; Insecta; Lepidoptera; Nymphalidae. Gene Ontology annotation, molecular function: RNA binding; metal ion binding. Gene Ontology annotation, biological process: negative regulation of DNA-templated transcription. Bases 394 to 3882 code for a protein of 1162 amino acids. The record is from RefSeq and is a predicted model, not a curated record. Gene Ontology annotation, cellular component: nucleus. The transcript is spliced from 2 exons.